This is a messenger RNA of Cryptomeria japonica (Japanese cedar), 894 nucleotides long. Its product is annotated as LOB domain-containing protein 11. Lineage: Eukaryota; Viridiplantae; Streptophyta; Pinopsida; Cupressales; Cupressaceae. Bases 100 to 606 code for a protein of 168 amino acids. The record is from RefSeq and is a predicted model, not a curated record. The transcript has 2 exons.
AAUUUUUGAUAGUUAAUAAUUAGUUCUUUGAAACGAUUCUGAUCUGCUGGCUUCACUAUUAAAAGUCGUGUAAACUUUUGUUCCUGCUGCUUGAUUCAGAUGGAACAGAAAACACGAGAUAUGCCUCGGAUUGUUUAUCCCUGUGCAGCUUGUAAGAUUCAACGAAGAAAAUGCGGAGAUAAAUGCGCUCUUGCUCCUUAUUUUCCACCAAGUGAUCUUCACAAGUUCAUAGUGGUACACAAAUUGUUUGGAACAAGCAACAUUGUCAAAACCCUUCAGGAAAUUCCGGCAGAGAAGAGGGCAGAUGCUGUAAAUAGCAUGGCAUAUGAAGCAAGUGAGAGAGUGCGCGAUCCGGUCUACGGUUGCACCGGAAAAAUUUGUCGAUUGCAUAAGCAAGUAUUACACCUCCAAUCACAGCUGGCAAUCGCUCAAGCCGAGCUCCUCAAUACACACGCUAAUCUCAUGUCUCUCCUGACUGGAAUUUGUAAUGCUGGUGAAGAAAGUAGUACAUCGGAUGUAGUACAGCAGAGUGAUCCAAUUGAAGACGACUUAAUUGUUUGGCAAGAUGACGAUGAGGAUCCGUUUGGAUUGUGGGAGCCACUGUGAACGUUGUCAGGCUGUCGAAUUUGUUCUCUAUUCCAUCUUAUGUCUAAGUUUACAAGCAUAACUUAUUAAUGAUAUUUAUACCUAGGUAUAUUGACUGUGGUGCUACCACACAAUCAGAAAACAGUAGUCAAUGAAAUGGUUGGUGGACGCAUUGUGCCUCUAUGGGCACCGCCCAUGUCAUCUGAGUGUUAAGCCUGAGACAAGUUAUCCAGUAUGUCCAUGAAGGGCAAUAUCAUUUGAAUUCUCUUUGUUUUUAUCAAUGGAUGCAUCAUUUAAGGUCGUCUCUGA